Populus euphratica (Euphrates poplar) is the source of this 1996-nucleotide messenger RNA. Its product is annotated as beta-1,4-N-acetylglucosaminyltransferase family protein. Gene Ontology annotation, molecular function: beta-1,4-mannosylglycoprotein 4-beta-N-acetylglucosaminyltransferase activity. The transcript is spliced from 2 exons. Gene Ontology annotation, cellular component: membrane. Lineage: Eukaryota; Viridiplantae; Streptophyta; Magnoliopsida; Malpighiales; Salicaceae. Gene Ontology annotation, biological process: N-acetylglucosamine metabolic process. Bases 350 to 1528 code for a protein of 392 amino acids. The record is from RefSeq and is a predicted model, not a curated record.
CUGCCACCCAAUUCACAGAGAAGCCACAUUACUUUAGUUCUUUAAAAAAAAUAUAUUAGAAAAGGACAAUUAAGCUCGUUAAUUUUAGAGAUUGUGGAGGGACGGCUGACGCUAUCUGCUUGGCUGAUUUUUUCCCCCUGAUUUUUUAGAAAGAAAAACCCGUUUUUGGAGAGAGAAAGAAAGUGAGAGAAACGGCUAAAUUUACUGGUUUUGCUGCUAGCUAGAAACAAGCGGAGAUCGAGGAGGGGGAUUUCAAAAGAGGGUUUGUUCCGGGGUGUGGAUAAAACCCAUUUUUUGUUUUUGAUCUGAGUUUUAGAGCAGAAAAAAAUAGAAAAUAUUUAGUAAAAAAAUGUGGUGGAUGAUGAAUGAAAAUGGCGGCCAUUACUGCUCCAAGAAGAGUGAUGAUAUCUGUGAUGAUAUUUGUGGCCAGGACUCAGGCCGAAUUUUGAGCAUGUCCAGAAUCCGGUGUAUUCUUCGUGGCAUGGAUUUAAAGACAUAUUUGCUUCUGUUUAUACUCGUGCCAACCUGUGUGUAUGGUAUUUACAUGCAUGGACAGAAGAUCUCAUACUUUUUCCGGCCAUUAUGGGAAUCCCCUCCUAAAAGGUUCAAUGAAAUCCCACACUAUUAUCAUGAGAAUGUUUCGAUGGAGAACCUCUGCAAACUCCAUGGUUGGGGAAUUCGUGAGUUCCCAAGACGUGUUUAUGAUGCAGUGUUAUUCAGUAAUGAAUUGGACAUCCUUGCUUUGCGAUGGAAAGAAUUGUACCCAUACAUUACACAGUUUGUUCUCCUCGAAUCUAACUCAACCUUCACUGGGAAAGAAAAGCUUCUCUAUUUUGCCAACCAUCGAGAUCAGUUUGAAUUUGUUGAGCCCAGGUUGACCUAUGGAACUAUCGGAGGGAGGUUUAAGAAAGGAGAGAACCCAUUUAUCGAAGAGGCAUACCAGCGAGUAGCAUUGGACCAACUUAUCAAAUUAGCAGGGAUUUCUGAUGAUGACUUGCUUAUAAUGUCAGAUGUUGAUGAGAUACCAAGCAGACACACUAUCAAUCUUUUGAGGUGGUGCGAUGACAUUCCUUCAGUUCUUCAUCUCCGGCUGAAAAAUUAUCUCUACUCUUUUGAGUUUCUCGUGGACAAUAACAGCUGGAGAGCUUCAGUCCACAGAUAUCAGACAGGCACGACGCAGUAUGCACAUUAUCGCCAGGCAGAUGACAUUUUGGCAGAUGCAGGGUGGCACUGCAGCUUCUGUUUCCGCCGAAUAAGCGAGUUUAUAUUUAAGAUGAAAGCUUACAGUCAUGUUGAUAGAGUCAGGUUCAAACGUUACUUGAACCCUGAAAGAAUCCAGAGAGUAAUUUGCAAGGGUGCUGAUUUAUUUGAUAUGCUUCCAGAGGAGUACACAUUCAAGGAAAUUAUUGGGAAAAUGGGACCAAUUCCUCACUCCUAUUCAGCUGUUCAUCUUCCAUCAUAUCUUCUGGAGAACGCUGACAAGUAUAAAUUUCUCUUGCCUGGGAACUGCUUAAGAGAAAGUGGGUGAUUCUCUUGAACGCUUCAGAAUCUGUUUUUGUAAAGGUUAGGUGGAGCUGCAGCUUGUGUAACUCCUUAUGAAAGCAGCAACCGAACAUUUUCCAUCUGUAGCGAGUGACUGGUACAGCGUGCUAAAUGUCAAAACUGAAUAUGGGAAAUGUUUGAAGAGUUGGGUAAUUUCUUGAGUUUUCUAAUGUCACAUUAUGUAAAUAGCUUUCUUCCGGAAUUUGGGUUUUAUUCAACCUGGAGCUUUACUUUACUGGAUGGGGAACUCGCUGUUAUGGGAACAGCCUAUUUGUCACCGGUUUCUUAUGUGCUUCCUAGCAUUCAUAUAACCUGACUCUCCAAAAACACUUGAUAAAUAUUUUGAGGUUUCAGGGAUUCUCCUGUAUUGGGAAUUUUUGUUCUGAUACACUUUAUUUUUUCAUGUCUUUAAUUUCUUGAUUUAUACCAUUUCGUUUAUACUAUACUUAGAUCA